Molecule: messenger RNA, 1991 nt
Organism: Vespa velutina
Lineage: Eukaryota; Metazoa; Arthropoda; Insecta; Hymenoptera; Vespidae
Exons: 8
Coding region: 532-1437 (301 amino acids)
Source: RefSeq, a predicted model, not a curated record
AGAGGCAAGUGAUGGACGGCCCAUCAGGAGGGCCCCGACGUUCCGUACCAAACGAGAUUAAUAGAGAUCCGGCUGUCAGCCGGACGCCUCACCGUCUGAGCGAGAUCUGAGCGGGUACCAGACGGCCAGUCUUCCCGCAGAUCGCAACCUGCGUGGGCAAGAACCGAUCGUGAUCGAUCGCACGGUUUAAGCAUUCUUUAGGCUACUCGUCUUCUAUACGAGUCCGCGAGUUAUAAUAACGUUUGAUCCUCUAGUCAUUUUGGGGAAGAUCUGUAAUGAGAUAACGAUAGUGAAAAUUAUACGUUAUCGUGAUUUAACUGAUACGCGAUUAGAACGAGAGAGAGGGAGAGAGAGAGAGAGAGAGAGAGAGAGAGAGAGAGAGAGAAAGAGAGAGAUAGAAAAAAAAAUAAAGAAUAAAAAAAAAUAAUAAUAAAAAAAAACAAAAAACAAAAAAGAAAGAAAAAAGAAUUUGCUUAAUCCAUCAUAUUGUACAAAUUCUCUACAAAUAGGUCUAUCUUUCUUUUCGUACCGAUGCGAAUGCAAAGCACGAGGGGAUGGUGGAGCGUCCUCGGCAGUUUUGCCCUGAUUUUUCUCGCCAAUAUACGAUUAGCUUUCAGCGAGAAGGAUUCGGAGGGAAAAGUUCAUACGGAGGAAGCACGGCAACAUCUUUGCUGUGCAAGGCACGAAAAAAUGAUCGACGUCGGUUAUGGAAUAUCUGGAGAAGUUAUACAAAUCGAUAUUGGACAUUGUCGAAAGCUCUGUCCCCGAUACGUUUCCGACGAUCCUGGCGACGCUAGCAAACCGGCUGUUCAGAGAUGUUCGCAAGAGGGUCAUUGCCGGCCAAGAGCUGCUAGACUGGAAAGAGUAUCCACGUUGCAGGGAGUCCGUAUUAUUGAGGCUGUUGAUGCUUGCGAGUGUUCUUCAGAUUCCUCUUGUAAAAGAGAAUCAUAUACACAUCUUAUACAUUCUGGUACACCGUAUCAAGUCGUUGUUGAUGUUGGCGUUUGCAUAGGACACUGUGGCAAAGAUCUUGGUUGCAAACCUGUAAGAAAUAACACGGUCAGCGUUAAAGGACCAAAUGGAGACGAAGUUUAUCCGGUUAUCGAAAGAUGCAACUGUGUCGGUAAUUGUCAUCGAAUGGAUCACAUGGAAACAGUGUUGGAUUUCAGUGAAGUUGAAAUUAAAGAGGGUACCAAUACUACCGAUGUCAAGCCCGUUGUUAGACAAAUUAAUGUUGGCCAAUGUGUCGGAGCUUGUCCUGGAAACGAAACAGAAACUUGCCUUUUACGGGACAAACGCGAACCCUCGAGAUGUCUGGCUGGUCUUUAUUCCAAACAACAUACUUGCACACCGGCGAGAUUUAAAGUUCACGAGUACAGAACUCGACGAGGAUCAAAACGCGAAGUGAUACAAAUUAUUCAAUGCAUUUGCGUUUAGAAAGGAUCAUCAUUGAACAUACAAAUUUUAUUAUCGAAAAAAAAAAAACGAGGAUGAAGAUGUGACAGAAAAUAUUUUUUUGUGUUACGUUUUGCAAAAACGUUAAGAUAUACUUUCUCUUUUUUUUUUUUUUUUAGAUCUGCCGUGUAGUUAUGUGGCUAAUAAAUUUCUAAUGUCUUUUCUAAAGGAAAAAAAAAAAAAAAAAAAAAAAAAAAAAAAAAAAAAAAAAAAAAAAAAAAAAAAAAAAAAACAGAAAAAAGAAAAGAAGAAAAACUCAAAUCGCAUGUCUGCCAGAUCAACAUCUUUCUGUGUAAUAUAACGAUGUAUAAGUUAAUCGGCAAAUAAUAACGAAAUAUCUUUAAGUAAAUUUAACUUUGAACUAAGAAAUGUUAUAUCCUCACAUGAUGCUGAACGUAUAAUAUACAUAUAGAUAUUUUCCAUAGUUAUGUAUAUUUCAUGUAUACAUGUAUUUUUAUACGUAUAUUAUACGUCUAUUUUACGUCUAUGAUGUACUUAUAUAGUAUGUCUAUCAAAUAAACGUAUAUUUUACAUAA